Messenger RNA from Malus domestica (apple), 2311 nucleotides. RefSeq names its product bifunctional 3-dehydroquinate dehydratase/shikimate dehydrogenase, chloroplastic-like. Gene Ontology annotation, biological process: shikimate metabolic process; chorismate biosynthetic process. The record is from RefSeq and is a predicted model, not a curated record. Gene Ontology annotation, molecular function: shikimate 3-dehydrogenase (NADP+) activity; 3-dehydroquinate dehydratase activity. Lineage: Eukaryota; Viridiplantae; Streptophyta; Magnoliopsida; Rosales; Rosaceae.
UUAAAUCACAAACACGAGUCGUACCUGUUAGUUGCAGUUUAAACAAGCAAUCUCUCUUUAAAGAAGCGACGUGCACUGCCCAACUACUAUCCAUUCUGAGACAGACAUACCUGCAUACAUUUCAAAACAUUGAUUGGCGGAGAAUCUCUCUCUAUCAUCAAACUUGACGGACCAGGCAUUUGGAAGAGGAAGGAGGAGCAGCAAAAGCAGCUGCACAUUUGGCCCAACAGAACAAUGCAAUCUCAUCACAUUACGCUUGAUUCUUCUUCUUCUGCUGCUGGUACUGAUGGACUGGAAGUGAAAGGUAACGGGAUGAGGGCGAGGAACUCGACCUUACUUUGUGUUCCGAUAAUGGCAGAGACUGUCGAUCAGAUGGUGAUCGAUAUGGGCGAGGCAAAAGCCGUUGGUGCUGACCUUGUGGAGAUUCGAUUGGAUUGUUUGAAGGUUUUCAAUCACAAUCAAGAUCUCAAGCGUCUAGUGAAAGAGUGCCCUUUGCCGACACUUUUCAGUUAUAGGCCAAUAUGGGAAGGUGGCCAGUACGAUGGUGAUGAAAAAACUCGACUGGAUGCACUUCGAUUAGCGAUGGAGCUUGGAGCUGAUUACAUUGAUGUCGAGCUUCAGGUUGCUCGUGAAUUCAUCGACUCUAUAAAUGGAAAGAGGCCAGAAACUUUAAAAGUCAUUGUUUCUUCUCACAACUUUCAAGAUACCCCAUCUGUGGAGGCUCUUGGCAAUCUUGUAGCAAGAAUACAAGCUACUGGAUCUGACAUAGUGAAGAUUGCAACCACUUCCCUGGAUAUAACAGAUGUAGCACGCACUUUUCAAAUAACCGUUCAUUCUCAAGUUCCGUUUAUAGGACUUGUACUGGGCGAGAGGGGUUUGAUUUCACGGAUACUUUCUGCAAAAUUUGGCGGUUAUCUUACUUAUGGUAGGUUGGAGUCUGGAAUAAUUUCUGCUCCUACUCAACCUACAGUCAAGGAUCUAUUACAUUUAUACAAUUUCAGACAGAUAGGGCCCGACACAAAAGUGUUUGGAGUCAUCAGCAAGCCUGUCAGUCACAGCAAAUCACCAAAGUUGUACAAUGAAGUAUUCAAUUCAGUCGGUUUCAACGGUGUUUAUGCACAUUUGUUGGUAGAUGAUAUUGCAAAAUUUUUCCAGACAUACUCAUGCAUGGAUUUUGCUGGAUUCAGCGUUGGUAUUCCUCAUAAGGAAGCUGCAGUUAAGUGCUGUGAUGAGGUUGAUCCAGUUGCAAAGUCAAUCGGAGCUAUUAACUGCAUUAUAAGGAGACCAACUGACGGGAAGCUAUAUGGAUUCAAUACGGACUAUGUUGGUGCAAUUUCUGCUAUUGAGGAAGGUCUGAAAGGUUCGCCUAAUGCUGGCAGUGUAACUGGUUCCCCUUUAGCUGGUAGGCUGUUUGUUGUCAUCGGUGCUGGUGGUGCAAGCAAGGCACUUGCCUAUGGUGCAAAGCAGAAGGGAGCAAGGAUUCUAAUUGCCAAUCGCACAUAUGAUCGAGCCAGAGAACUUGCAGACACCGUAGGUGGUGACGCGGUAUCUCUUGCUGAUCUAUGCAAUAUCCCUCCAGAGGAUGGCAUGAUUCUUGCAAACACAACAUCGAUUGGAAUGCAACCGAACGUUGGUGACACACCCCUUUCCAAGCAUGCUCUGAAAUAUUAUUCAUUGGUUUUCGACGCCAUUUACACCCCAAAAAUGACGAGACUGUUGAGGGAAGCAGAAGAAUGUGGUGUCACAAUUGUGAGUGGGUUGGAGAUGUUCAUAGGACAGGCAUAUGAACAGUUUGAGAAGUUCACUGGAUUGCCAGCUCCAAAGGAACUAUUUAGAAAAGUCAUGGAAAAUCACUCCUGAGAAAAACUCCAAACCCUAGCCUUAGUCAUCAAACUCAGUUCUUUGAGCAGUGGUUGUUGUUCAGAGUUAAGGUGGUGACUUUUGUUUUUCAUUUGGGUUAUACGCAUGACAAAGACUACGAGGAGGACGCUUGGCGUUUGUUGGAGGUAACUCAAGAGUAGUGCUUUUAUACUGAGAGUUGCAAAAUCAUCAAAGGGUGUGCGGUCUUUUCUUCAUAAUUUUUUUUUUUUUUUGGUUGUGGUUCUACUACUUCCAUGGUUCAGUCCUCGCGAGUGUUGCGAGGUUAGAUGUGGGUUCCCCACUGUUGAGGAAUUGUAUCGUGUUGUUGGUGCUUUUGUACUUGUGAUAUUGUGGUGUUCAUAUUGGCACGUGUGGCCUCUUGGUUGUGUUUGACGUGCAUAUCCUAUAUACAUUCAUGAUUGUUUCUUAAUAAAUAUUUAAGUUGUGCGCA